GGAAGUGACCAGCGAGCGGUCCAUCCGGCUGAAGAUCAAGACCGACGCUUGCGCCGGCACCGAGUACGCAGUGAACUACUUGGAACAUGUUCAAGCUGUCAUCUCCGUGAACGCUACGCGACGCGGCGACCUGGAACUAUUUCUGACGUCUCCGAUGGGGACGAGAUCGAUGAUUCUGAGCAGAAGAAUUAACGACGACGACCACAGAGAUGGAUUCUCGAAAUGGCCGUUCAUGACCACCCAUACUUGGGGAGAGUAUCCUCAAGGUACUUGGCUUCUAGAGGUGAGUUUCAACUCGCAGAAACCCCAGCACGGUUGGAUCCGCGAGUGGACUCUGAUGCUGCACGGCACCAGAGAGCCACCUUACACGGGACUUCCGGCAGCGGAUCCGCACUCGAAGCUCGCGAUCGUGAAGAAGGCCCACGAAGAACGUUCCACCGCGAUGUAAACUGUGCCGAACGAUCCGCAGCCUGGUCACAAGCUCGGAUCGAAAUUUCUCAGUCGAUCGGACAGUCUUCGGGAGACCCCGAAGAACCCUUUCUCGUCUUCGUGGUCGUUCUCGGUGGCGUCUCGGAAGCACGAUCUCGAUGGGAUUCUCGAGGGUCAGGAACCUCGUCGAGAGCUCCACGGUUAAGGUGAUAUGAAAUUGUCAUUCUAUAUACUAAAACGUCGAAGUAUCUAUAAAACUUUUCGCCUAAACUGGGCACAUUGAGUCAUUUGGAACGUUAACACCUGAUUAUGGCCCUAAGGAAGGAGCGCGAUGCUCGUGAAAUUUCAUUUUUCAAACGAUAACUUUCUCAUCCAGAACCAAAAGUCACACUUUCUCGUGAUAAUUGAAAUUUCACGAGCAUAGCGUUCUUCUUUAGGGUCUCCGUAAUCAGGUGUAAAGUUUCGAAUUAUUCGG
Orussus abietinus is the source of this 904-nucleotide messenger RNA. RefSeq names its product neuroendocrine convertase 2-like. Gene Ontology annotation, cellular component: trans-Golgi network; Golgi membrane. Gene Ontology annotation, biological process: protein processing. NCBI's taxonomy places the organism in Eukaryota, Metazoa, Arthropoda, Insecta, Hymenoptera, Orussidae. Gene Ontology annotation, molecular function: serine-type endopeptidase activity. The record is from RefSeq and is a predicted model, not a curated record.